GUGCGGGUUGUCGAUCGUAUUCGUAUACGUUAGUCGGUAAAAACGCACAUGACUUUAUUGUACAACGUGUGCUUGUACGCGGAUCACUUUAACGUAUAAAUCGAGCUGCUCGUAUAGUGCUCUUCGUGCACCUACCGGUGUACUUAUUCUACAUAAAUUUAUCAUUGUGAGCUGACAACAGGUGUUCGCGUGCAUUACGAUUGAGGUUUUUACUCGGUGAGCAAAGUUUUUCUUGUGGUUUUUCUUCGAUUCAGGAUCGUUCAAGACAGCAUUUCUGGUAUAAAAAAUGGCGCCGAAAAAAGCCGCAUCGUUGCUCGGUCUAGAAGAGUUGACCAAUAACAAAAAUGGUCUCGGGAAAGCGCUGUUAGCCGAAGCUGUUGGAGUUUUCUUCAUAAACUAUUUCGGAUGCUUGAGUUGCCUGAAACCAGCAGCUCAAUCGUUAAGUUUCACUGUAACCGGUAGCGCAGAGGCGUCAAAUCAAACUUGGAGCACAGCUCCGGUGGAAUUCACAUCUCAAACAAUCGCCAUAGCUUUGAGUUUCGGUUUAGUCAUCUUUGUUUUAGUACAAACUUUGGCUCAUGUCAGCGGCGCCCAUUUGAAUCCUGCCAUCACCAUCGGGUUACUGGCUACCGGAAAAAUCACAAUUAUUAGAGGAAUAUUGUACAUUGUCGUACAAUGUCUGGGAGCCAUCGCCGGUUCCGGUGUACUCCAGAUUUUAGUACCGGAAAAUCUAGGAGCUACAACACCGUCGCCUAAAGUUACCCCAUCGCAAGCGUUAGGAUUAGAGUUCUUCCUCGGAUUCAUCUUGGUAUUGGUCGUUUGCGGAGUCUGCGAUCCGAAUAAACCUUUCAUUAAAUCGACCGCUGCUUUGGCUAUCGGAUGGACUGUCGCUGUUGGACAUAUUACUACCGUUGGUUUGACUGGAUCAAGCAUGAACCCAGCUAGAAGUCUCGGAUCUGCAGUUGUAACCGGAACUUGGACUUAUCACUGGGUUUACUGGGUAGGACCCAUUCUUGGUGGUGUUGUUGCCAGCCUUCUGUACACCUUUAUCUUCUCUGCUCCCGAAGCCGGAGAAUACGCACCGGUCAAUGUAGAAGAAAAAGAGGUGAGUAGCUAAAACGCUUAGAUGGUAAAAACGAAGAUGGACUCGCUUAAGAAGCUAAUAAGUCAACCCAAAAACACCAAAUCGCCGAAUGCCAUUCUGUCAAAAGUGUUCGAAUAAAAAUUCAAAGUUAUAUUUGUGACAAAUGUAUUUAUUACAUAAGAUUUAUGCUUGAAAUUUAUUGUUUUUAUUUGUGUACGAAUUUUAUUUCCUCUUAUAAUAAUUGUAUUCCUAUCAACUUUAUGUGUUAAUUGAAGUAACUUUUUUUUUGUGAAAUUCUACAGACAUGUUUUUAAUUAUUGUUUAUUUUGUAAAUGGCGAUUCUAAAUUAUUAUUGACGUUGUUUUGCUUUGCUUUUUUUGUAAGAACAUUCUUGUGAUCUAAAAUAUCAAUAUUAUGCAAAUAAGUUAUCAUGUAUCUCUAAGAAUAUUUUUGUAACAUGUACAAAAGUAAGCGAACGUGUUCUGUCCAAUAAAUAAUAAGAUGUAAUGUUAUGACUAAAAAUUAUUAUUUACUUAUAAUCUUAUUAUUUUUUUGUUACUGUUUACGUUGUACUUUUCCUCCUUUUUUUUUCUCUCAUUUAAUUCACUUAUGCAUUUUUACGUAUUACUUGAACAAGAGUUUUAUUUUCUCAAUUUGUAUCUAAGGUCACAAAAAAUAAAUUAUAGUGUUGCGUUUGAAAA
Planococcus citri (citrus mealybug) is the source of this 1785-nucleotide messenger RNA. RefSeq names its product aquaporin-like. The record is from RefSeq and is a predicted model, not a curated record. Gene Ontology annotation, biological process: transmembrane transport. The transcript is spliced from 7 exons. Bases 287 to 1117 code for a protein of 276 amino acids. Gene Ontology annotation, molecular function: channel activity. Gene Ontology annotation, cellular component: plasma membrane. NCBI's taxonomy places the organism in Eukaryota, Metazoa, Arthropoda, Insecta, Hemiptera, Pseudococcidae.